Prosopis cineraria is the source of this 1365-nucleotide messenger RNA. Its product is annotated as 2-alkenal reductase (NADP(+)-dependent)-like. Gene Ontology annotation, molecular function: 2-alkenal reductase [NAD(P)H] activity. The record is from RefSeq and is a predicted model, not a curated record. Lineage: Eukaryota; Viridiplantae; Streptophyta; Magnoliopsida; Fabales; Fabaceae. The transcript is spliced from 5 exons. The coding region runs from base 62 to 1093 and encodes 343 amino acids.
UUCAUUCGAAGAGAGAUCAGAGAAAGAGGGAACACAGAAAUUUGGUCUCAACACAGCAAAAAUGGUGCAACUGAAGAAUAAGCAAGUAAUUCUAAAGAAGUAUGUGUCUGGAUUUCCCAGAGAAUCCGAUUUGCAAGUGGUUGAAAAUUUCAUCGAAUUGAAGAAGGUUCCAGAAGGUUCGAAUCAGAUUCUGCCCAAGAAUCUCUACUUAUCCUGUGAUCCCUAUCAGCGAGCCAUGAUGAGCAAUUCAUUUGUUUCCAGAUUUGGUUCUUAUACUCCUGGUGCUCCAAUACAUGGAUAUGGUGUGGCUAAAGUUGUUGAAUCUGGGCAUCCUGACUAUGAAAAGGAUGAUCUAGUUUGGGGAUAUGCUAUCUGGGAAGAGUACAGCCUGGUUCCCUCAAGCCAUAUGCUUUUCAAAAUAGAGCACACCAAUGUUCCACUUUCUUACUAUACUGGAAUUCUUGGUGUGCUAGGAAUAACUGCAUAUGCUGGUUUCUAUGAAAUAGGAUGUCCCAAGAAAGAAGAUUGUGCUUUUGUCUCAGACGCAUCUGGAGGAAUUGGUCAACUUGUUGGCCAAUUCGCAAAACUCUUAGGUUGUUAUGUUGUGGGAAGUGCAGGAAGUAAAGAGAAGGUGGAUCUAUUGAAGAAUAAACUGGGAUUUGAUGAGGCUUUCAACUACAAGGAAGAGCCUGACUUGGAUGCUACAUUAAAAAGGUACUUCCCAAAAGGCAUUGACAUUUACUUCGACAACGUAGGAGGUAAAACACUUGACAUGGUGCUUGUGAACAUAAGAAUCCAUGGCCGAAUAUGCCAAUGUGGAAUGAUCUCACAGUAUAAUCUUGAUCAACCUGAAGGCAUAACAAAUCUAGCACAACUCAUUUAUAAGAGAGUUCGCAUGCAUGGAUUUAGUGCAAGUGAUUAUUAUCAGCUCUAUCCUAAAUAUUUAGGGUUCAUAUUGCCUCUUAUCAAAGAAGGGAAGAUAGUGUAUGUGGAAGUUAAAGUUGAAGGCCUUGAGAAUGGCCCUGCAGCUUUGGUUGGUCUCUAUGGUGGUCACAAUGUUGGCAAACAAGUUGUGGUCAUUGCUCAUGAGUGAUAUUAGGGAUCAUGAUCCUCUACAUGAUAUAUACAUCUCAUUAUUUUGUACCAUUGUAUGUCGGGAGGAUCACAAGGUCCUUUGUAGGGGAUUUCUUUAUACUUGGGUCCUUUUCUUAAAAAAAUAGUUGUUAAUAUAGUAUAUCAUAAUUGUCAUUAAUCUUAAAAGGGUUUUAAUUCAAAGGAAUCAAAUUAUAAGCAAGUCAAGAUAUCUAGUUGUCAUUCUCUCUUGUUAAUGUUAUACUAAUAUGUGUGAUAUCCACUAUAGGAACA